This is a messenger RNA of Clonostachys solani, 1098 nucleotides long. The record is from the annotation of a GenBank genome assembly. Lineage: Eukaryota; Fungi; Ascomycota; Sordariomycetes; Hypocreales; Bionectriaceae.
AUGGCUACAACGCCCCGGGAAGAUGUCCUCACUAUUGCUGAGCUGAAAGAGGCAGCAUCAGCCAAGCUGAGCGAUACAAUACGAGUUUAUCCUCAGCUUGGGCCUGUCCACUUACCAAUCUUCAGGCUGCGGGAGAAUGAAACGGCGUAUGACAAGUUCAAGAUCCGCCAGCGGAUCCUCGUUGACGUCGCGUCAGUCGACACGAGGACGCGGAUAUUCGGAUCCGAGGUGUCUCUGCCUCUGGCCUUUGCGCCCUCUGCCAUGCACGGCCUGGCCCAUCCUGUUGCCGAGAGGGGAACGUCGAGGGCGGCUGCUUCCAAGAAUAUCCCCAUGGGGCUUUCCACGUAUUCAACCACUUCUCUAGAAGAUGUAAUAAAGGAGCGAGGAGACGCAACGAACCCUUACGUCUUCCAACUAAGCAUCACCAAGGAUCGGUCGAUUCCAUUGGGCUUGAUCAAGCGGGCCGAAGAUGCUGGCUAUAAAGCCUUGGUCUUGACGGUGGACGCUCCGGUUCUCGGGAGGCGCUUGGGUGAGCUCCGAAACAAGGUUACCCUGCCGGACUCCAUGUGCUUGCCCAACUUGGGCGGUCUUCGAACCAUUGUCAACCCUGGCAGAGACGCGAGCAACUCGUGGGCAUCCGUCGUACCAUGGGUCAGAUCUCACACCAAGCUAGACAUCUGGCUGAAAGGAAUCUAUUGCGCAGAGGAUGUCCUGCUGGCUAUCCGAUACGGCAUCGACGGCAUCAUCGUAUCGAACCACGGCGGAAGGCAGCUAGACGGGGCAGCCGCCACGAUUGACGUUCUCCCCGAGUGCGCCGCAGCCGCCAAGGGGAGGAUCAAGAUUGGCAUCGACGGAGGCAUCCGCCGCGGGUCGGACAUCUUCAAGGCCCUGGCCCUCGGCGCUGACUGCUGCUUCAUCGGGCGCAUCCCGAUCUGGGGACUGGCAUACAACGGUGAGGAGGGCGUGAAGCUGGCGGUCGAUAUCCUGGAGCAGGAGCUCAGGACAACAAUGGCCCUCGCGGGAUGUUCGUCGAUUAAGGAGAUAUCGAGGCAUCAUCUCUCUGUUUUGGGAGCAUCCGGGCUCCUAUCUAGGCUAUGA